AUGCUAAUCUCCGAUCCACAAAUGCGUCCUCAUAUCAAAAAAGUGCGCACCAUGGUCAAUGCUAAUCUUCGCUCCACUGGAAAGGGAUCACUUGUUGAUCAGAUGAUGAAAAUGAUGGAAGAGUAUACAAGCAAUCUCGAAAAUAUGGUUCGUGAUCGUACUGCUCUGCUCGAAGAGGCUCAAAAACAAGCAGAUCGUCUCCUGAACAGCAUGCUUCCCAAGAGUAUCGCCGAAGAUCUCAAAGUUGGCAAGCCAGUUUUACCUCAACUGUAUCAGUGCGCAACCGUUCUUUUCUCCGAUAUUCGAGGUAAGAGUAUCGCCGAAGAUCUCAAAGUGGGCAAGCCAGUUUUACCUCAACUGUAUCAGUGCGCAACCGUUCUUUUCUCCGAUAUUCGAGGUAAGAUGUUUUUGACGGGAUUGCCACAUCAUUAUUCAAAUUCGUUAUCACUUCUCUUAUCGCUAAAGAAAUCUUGUUUGAAAUGUAAGACCGUGGAUUUCAAUCCUUAUCUCGCAGUUGCUUUUUUCGCUCUGCAUCCUCCUUAUUUACAAUGAAG
This is a messenger RNA of Cylicostephanus goldi, 554 nucleotides long. The record is from the annotation of a GenBank genome assembly. NCBI's taxonomy places the organism in Eukaryota, Metazoa, Nematoda, Chromadorea, Rhabditida, Strongylidae.